Messenger RNA from Strongylus vulgaris, 222 nucleotides. The record is from the annotation of a GenBank genome assembly. NCBI's taxonomy places the organism in Eukaryota, Metazoa, Nematoda, Chromadorea, Rhabditida, Strongylidae.
GCGGCUCUUGCUCUUGAAAAGUUCAACAAUCAAUCACUUCUCGACCUUCACGCUAAGGCCAGCGCUAGCAAUGAUCCACACAUGUGUGACUACAUUGAAUCGAAAUUCCUAGAGGAGCAGGUAGAGUCGAUUGCACAAAUUGCCAAGAUGGUUACGAAUCUCAAACGACUUGGACCUGGAAUGGGAGAGUAUGUCUUCGACAAGGAGCACUUCGAUGAUUAA